Penicillium antarcticum is the source of this 822-nucleotide messenger RNA. Its product is annotated as flavin monoamine oxidase family protein. Gene Ontology annotation, molecular function: oxidoreductase activity. Bases 1 to 822 code for a protein of 273 amino acids. NCBI's taxonomy places the organism in Eukaryota, Fungi, Ascomycota, Eurotiomycetes, Eurotiales, Aspergillaceae. The transcript has 2 exons. The record is from RefSeq and is a predicted model, not a curated record.
AUGAUUUCGGAUGUCAAAGAUGGAGGCCAGUAUCUCAGAAUUCGGGAGGGAACACAGUCUAUCUCCAAGAACAUGACCAGAGAGUUGCGAGAAAACUCACUUCAUCUUUCAACUCCAGUCACCGAAAUUGAACAGAAUGCAGAGUCCGAUGGCUGUAUAGUCAGAUCUUCUAACGGCGUGGUGUUUGAAGCGAAGAAGAUAAUUCUUUCUAUCGCAACUCCGCUUUACACCACCAUCAAAUUCACGCCCACUCUGCCUGCCCCCAAGUAUCGUCUCGCUACAGAAAACAAGCUGGGAUACUACAGCAAAAUCAUUUUUGUUUUUAACGAACCAUGGUGGCGAAAUGCCGGACUCUCCGGCGAAAUCAAAUCUCAGGACCGAGGUCCUAUCCUCUUCUCUGUGGAUACCAGCGUCCCAGAAGAUAACCAAUGGUCCAUUAGCUGCUUCAUGGUUGGCGGCCAUGGCCUCGAGUGGUCGCGGUUGUCUGAACAGGAAAGACGAUCUUCUGCCUGGACUCAGCUUCGAUCGGCUUUCGAGAACGUCAAGCUGGAAUCUGGGCCAGUUCAGUUCACGGAGCCUAUCAAUGUAUUGGAAUUUGAGUGGACGAAGCAAAAAUUCUUCAAUGGUGGUCCUUGUCCAGCUUCCCCACCAGGCCUUCUGUCUUCUAUUGAUGGGUCGGCAAUCCGCGCACCUUUUGGGAAUGCUCACUUUGUUGGUACGGAGACGGCGUUGGAGUGGAAAGGGUAUAUGGAGGGGGCUGUUCGGUCCGGAGAUAGGGGCGCGGAGGAAGUCAUUGCUGCUCUUCGCAGUCGGUCGAUUUGA